Anopheles bellator is the source of this 1469-nucleotide messenger RNA. RefSeq lists its product as uncharacterized. The record is from RefSeq and is a predicted model, not a curated record. Gene Ontology annotation, biological process: ubiquitin-dependent protein catabolic process. The coding region runs from base 43 to 1371 and encodes 442 amino acids. NCBI's taxonomy places the organism in Eukaryota, Metazoa, Arthropoda, Insecta, Diptera, Culicidae. The transcript has 2 exons. Gene Ontology annotation, cellular component: cytosol. Gene Ontology annotation, molecular function: polyubiquitin modification-dependent protein binding.
UUCGUCACCGUGCAGCUACCAAAGGCAAGCGGAAUUUCGGCGAUGGCGAUUAUAUACCUCGGAGUACAUUUGCCGUUCAAACCGUACCAGAAACUUAAGGUGGACAACGUAGAUCUCGCUAGCGGAACAGAGUCCCUGCGCACGGUGGCCGCCAAGCUGAUCAAGAGCAACGUGGCGAAAGAUGAUUUCGUGUUUAUUUACUGCGGCACGCAGCUCACCACAGAAGACACACUACAGAGCCAAGGUAUCGGCGAUCAAGCGAUGAUACAAGUCGUGCAGAAGCGGCGGGAACCGGACGAUUCGGCGGCCGGUCAACAGGAACCCUUCACCGAGGCCGACGUGCAGGAAGUGCUCGGCAUCUGGCGUACGGUCGAUUCGUCCAACUUCCAGAAGGUCCGGCAGCCGGAGUUUAUGAAAAACGCGCUGGACGCACAUCCGGCCAUCCGGGGCGAUCUGUUCGUGCUGUCAAUGCUCAAGGAUCCGAUCCUGCUGUCGUCGAUGCAGCAACCGGAAACGAUACGCCGGGUGGCCGAAAAGCACCGCGUGCUGAUCGAUGCAUCCCGGGCCAUCGUACAGCUGCUGAACUCGAAGAUACUCUUGAAGGUGAACAACUACCAUCUGUCGGCACCGAUGGACAAUACGCUGGACGAUCCGCUGUCGGAUUCUUCGUCGAGCGACGAGAACACUGCCUCACCGACCACCUCGAGCGCGGUCACGUUGCGUCGCAUUACACCCGAGCAGCUCGCCUCGGCCCUCGCUUUCGCCACUGGAAGCGGGCCCACGGCUGGUAGCGGUUCAUACAACUCACUGUCGAAUAUUUCGCAACGUGAUGCGGACAGCCGCGAAACUCAGCAGGACCAAACGGGCAUGGAGGCCACCACUAGCCAACCUUCCACUUCCGGCACGGCCGGUGCUGGAAGUGCAGCCACUGCAGGCAACGUUUCUUCGACCGAUCGCAACAUUACGUCUUCCAUGAUGAUGGACGCGAUUUCGAUGAUUUUCCAGCAACGGGAGCAACAGCAGCGCGAAGAGACCGGUGCUUCGGCGAGCGGAAGUGGAGGUGGUUCCGGCGGUGAAAGCAGUAGUCGCCCAGUGCCCACCGGGACCGACGAGCCGAUGGACACGAGUCCACCGGCACCGGCACCGGCUGCUGAUGAAACGGCGGCCGCUCCGAUGGGCGAUGACCUGGGAGCGCAAACACAGUCGCAGCACACGAGUAUCGCGGCACGCAUGGGACGGUACCGGGCGGAGCUGGAAUUGAUGCGCGAAAUGGGUCUCGCUGACACCGAAAACAACCUACAGGCGCUGAUCGUGUGCAACGGAAACGUGGAAUCGGCUGUGAAUCUCGUCCUGAGUUGCAUGAACAACUAAGAACCGGCCGACCGAAGGCGGCCGUCUCCCAGGUGACUGAAAGCGUAGGUUUAGAAAAGCUUACUCGAUUGUCGGGUAUUCCACUGGUUGCUAAGGAA